This is a messenger RNA of Mercurialis annua (annual mercury), 1310 nucleotides long. RefSeq names its product ADP,ATP carrier protein 1, mitochondrial-like. Gene Ontology annotation, biological process: mitochondrial ADP transmembrane transport; mitochondrial ATP transmembrane transport. The transcript has 3 exons. Gene Ontology annotation, cellular component: mitochondrial inner membrane. Lineage: Eukaryota; Viridiplantae; Streptophyta; Magnoliopsida; Malpighiales; Euphorbiaceae. Gene Ontology annotation, molecular function: ATP:ADP antiporter activity. The coding region runs from base 16 to 1101 and encodes 361 amino acids. The record is from RefSeq and is a predicted model, not a curated record.
AUUUUUGUUUUUGAAAUGGCUAACAGGGACCAGUACCAGUAUGGAGCCUUUCGAGGCUCUUCUCCGCUUAAAAGUCAGUUUGCAUACCGGAAUCACUACAAUCCGGGAUUGCAGUAUGCUACAACUGGGACAACUCAAGCUUCCCGUAGUCUUCCGGUGCUUGUCCAAGCUCCGUCGGAGAAAGGGCUAUCAGGAUUUGCUGUAGAUUUUGCUAUGGGUGGAGUUUCUGCUACUGUGUCCAAAUCUGCUGCAGCUCCAAUUGAGCGCGUGAAGCUGUUGAUCCAAAACCAAAACGAAAUGAUCAAAGCUGGUCGGCUUUCUGAACCCUAUAAAGGAAUAGGAGAUUGUUUUGGCCGAACAAUCAGAGAAGAAGGUUUUCUUUCGUUAUGGAGAGGCAACACGACGAAUAUCAUCCGCUAUUUUCCUACUCAGGCCUUUAAUUUUGCAUUCAAAGAUUACUUUAAAAUGCUUUUCAACUUCAAGAAGGACAGAGAUGGGUACUGGAAGUGGUUCGGUGGUAACUUGGCAUCAGGUGGUGCUGCUGGUGCUUCUUCUCUAUUCCUUACAUAUUCUCUGGAUUACGCAAGAACUCGUCUUACAAAUGACGGCAAAGCUGCAAAGACAGGAGGAGAGAGACAAUUCAAUGGUCUGAUCGAUGUGUACAGGAAGACUCUGAAAUCAGACGGUGUGGCUGGACUUUACCGCGGAUUCAACAUUUCAUGCGUUGGCAUUAUUAUAUAUCGCGGUCUAUAUUUCGGGAUGUAUGAUUCUCUGAAGCCGGUAGUCCUGACAGGAAAGCUUCAGGAUAACUUCAUGGCUAGCUUUGCUCUAGGGUGGGUAGUGACCAACGGUGCUGGCAUGGCCUCGUAUCCGAUUGAUACUAUUCGGAGAAGAAUGAUGAUGACUUCAGGUGAAGCUGUGAAGUAUAAGAAUUCGAUGGAUGCAUUUACUCAAAUCUUGAAGAAUGAAGGGGCUAAAUCACUGUUCAAAGGUGGUGGUGCAAACAUUCUUCGAGCAAUUGCUGGUGCUGGUGUUCUUUCUGGAUACGACAAGCUUCAGGUUCUUGUGUUUGGAAAAGCUUAUGGUUCUGGUGGAGGCUAAUUAAUUACUGAUGAUGAUGAAAAUUUUGCUGUUCAGAUUCAAGAAUUUAUUCUGUUUGUGGUUCUUUAUUCAAUAAAAUUAAGUAAUGUUUUGGAUGAGUUUCUUUUCCCUUCCUUCAUUCUUGUAAUACUAUUGGGUCAAUGUCUUGAAACAGAUUCAAAUGUUUUUUGAUUUUAUCAAUACUAAUCAAAGAUUUUAUUCUUUAUUAA